AUGCCGACGAAGGAGAAGGCGCCGGCCGACGGGCCGUUCGCCAAGUUGACGGAGCUGGGGGACAGGGCAGGCGCGUGGGUGGCCAAGCAGCCGCCGCCGGUGGAAUGCCUCCUCGUGGGGCUGCAGCAGGCGGCGACGGGCGCGGUGAUGGGCUUCACGUUCACGUUCCUCAACCAGAAGCUCAUGGAGAGCGCGAAGGAGUCCGGGGCGGACAUAGGGCCCAUGGCUAACAUGAUGAUGGGCAAUCAGACGACGCCAGCGGCAAUGGCGCGCAACUUCGCCAUCCUGCUCGGCGUGAACUCGGGCGUGACGCUCGCGGCCAAGCGCGCCCGGGACAAUGUAGAGGACGUCUGGAACGCGAUCACGGGCGCGUUCGCGUCCGGCGCGGCGUUCUCGGUCGUGAACGGCAUCGACACGGGGAGCAUCACGUUCGAGGGCGCGGUGACCACCGGGGGCCUCUUCGCGGCCUUCCAGGGGGUGUUUUACAAGAUCGGGCAGUCGUUCGGGGGCGGCAAGGCGGCGGACGAGGACUACGUGCGCGUGAGCUACAUGCUCGAGCAGCUCGGUCUCGAGAAGUACGAGAAGAACAUGAAGAAGGCCAUGCUGGACGACCAGUGUCUGCUCCUUUUGAACGACGGGGCGCUGCAGGAGGCCAAGAUCCCGCCGGGGCCGCGGCUGCAGAUCAUGAACAUGGUCAACUACUACCGCGCGCAGCAGAAGGGCCGCAAGGGCGCCGACAUGGCGCUGAAGCCGGCCUUCCCCAUCGACGGCGGACUCAAGGAGUCCAAGCCCUCGGCGUGA
This is a messenger RNA of Pedinophyceae sp. YPF-701, 801 nucleotides long. NCBI's taxonomy places the organism in Eukaryota, Viridiplantae, Chlorophyta, Pedinophyceae. The record is from the annotation of a GenBank genome assembly.